AUGGACAUAAAAGUUGACUCAGCUCUCGUGGCAAGCGAUCGUUGGGUUAAAUUUUUAGUAUGGUGAAUACGUAGAUGUGAAAAUUUUACUACAGAGAACAGUUGGUUGUUUCAAUUAAAAUAAUACAAAUAAUGAGAAUUGUUAGUUAAAGUGUACAGUUGAGUUAUUUUUAUCAUCAGUAAUAGUGUUUGUUUCUAUUAGUUGACUGUUUAUUGAAUGUUUGUAUUGUGUAUAUAAAAUCGAGGUUAUAUUACAGCAGUUUUGUUUGAAAUUCUUUAAGAUGACUAUGAUUAUUAGCAAACAUGGCAGUAACAAAUGACAAUACAUUAGAAAAAUCAUCUUUUAGAAUAGCAAAACGGAUUAUUCUUUACAUUUUCAUAUAUCUAAUUGGAUAUUUUAACUGCUCCAUAACGUGGAUUUUAAUAUUAGUUUUUGCAACGACAUUGUCCGAAGAUUAUCUAAAUUUCAAAAACAGGAAAAGAACAUUUGCGAAGAAAACAGCAAAUGAAAAUGAAAAAGAUGUUAUAUUGGAGAAUCUCGGAGAACUACCUUCAUGGGUUGUUUUUCCAGAUGUAGAACGUGCAGAGUGGUUAAACAAGAUUGUAAAACAAUGCUGGCCUUUUGUAAAUUACUAUGCUCGCGAUUUAGUCAGAAAUUAUUUAGAAAUCAAGUUGAAGAAAAAUUUAGAAAAAUAUGGCCUGAAAGGGUUUCAUUUUGAACGAAUUAUAUUAGGUAGUGUGCCAUGUAGAACUGGAGGUAUUAUCGUAUAUGACAAUGUAUCUAGAGAAGAAAUUGUUAUGGAUAUUGAUAUUACAUACGCUGGCGACUGUGAUGUUAAAUUCCGACUCAGGGGCCUUCUAGGUGGGAUAAAAAAUUUACAGAUGUACGGGACACUUCGUGUGGUACUCAAGCCGUUAAUUCGCCAUCUUCCAUUAAUAGGGGGCGUUCAAUUGUUUUUCUUAAACAACCCUGAUAUAGAUUUUGAUUUAGAUGGAAUUGCUGGUAUUCUUGAUAUACCUGGAAUCAAUGAAUGUUUGAGAAAAUGUAUAUGUGCUACUGUAGGCUCUUUAUUUGUAUUACCUAAUAAAUUUCCAUUGAAAUUUUGCCGAGAAGUGAGCAGCGAGCAACUUAAUACGCCAAAUCCAGCUGGUGUUCUACGAGUUCAUGUAAUAGAAGCAAAAGAUUUACUUAAGAAAGAUCUGUCAUUUACUGGUAAAAGUAAAUCUGAUCCAUAUGCCGUGUUAGUCGUUGGAGAGCAAAGUUUCAAAACUGAAACAAUUCCAUCAAAUGUCAACCCCAAAUGGGAUUAUUGGUGUGAGUUUGUGAUUCUAGAAUUCACUGGUCAAGAGUUAUUAAUUUCGGUUUGGGACGAAGAUCCCACUGAGGAUGAAUUUUUGGGCAGAGCGUCAAUCGCCAUAGCCAGUUUAAUUAAAGAAGGAAUAAGUGAUAUGUGGCUGGUUUUGGAAGACGUGAAACAUGGAGAUAUUCAUAUUCGAACAACUUGGUUAACAUUAACUACAGAAUAUAGCAAUUUAAAAGCAGCGUUAUAUGAAAGUCAACAAUUACAGUUAUCUCAUAUGAGCUCGUCAUUAUUAAUUGUUUAUAUAGAUUCCGCUACAAAUUUGAAGCAAGUUAGAACGUCCACUAAACCAGAUCCAUAUGUUCAACUGCAAUUAGGUAGACAAAUUAAAACAUCAAAUUGUGUGAUGAGAACAGUGAAUCCCGUUUGGGAGGAAGGAUUUAUAUUCAUGGUUGCAAAUCCUGAUUCAGAUUAUCUGAAUUUAAAAAUAUUUGACGCUAAAACUGAAGCAGAACUUACUGAAGUUAGUUACAAUGUUAGCGGUCUUUGUGAUAAAGAAAAUUUAGAAAUUGAAAAAGAAUCACUCCGGUUGGAGUUUGGCCGUACCGACUGUAAAUUAAUUUGGUCUCUGCAUUUGAAGAUUUUUCAUAACAACAAUUUUCAAGAAUAUUUAGAAAAGCGACCUUCCUCGAGAAACUCGAUGUCCAGUAUACAUACAAUUGAAAGGGAUUUGACGGAUUCAGAAUCAAUAUCUAGUGACAGCACUAAAUAUUCCAGUCACAGCCGCAGACAUACAAAAUAUUCUCUUAAAUCAAACAAUUCUUUUUGCUCAAGAACAUCUCAAGAAAGCUAUGGUGAUAUAAAUUUAACAAUGAGGUAUAGUUUACAAAGACAAAGGCUGAUUGUUGUUGUGCAUAGAGUUUGUAAUUUAUAUUUCGAAGAUCCUACCGAAGAUAAGGAUAUAUAUGUGAAGAUUUAUUUAUUACCAGAAAGAUGCAAGGCGAAUAAAAGGAAAACGAAAGUAAAAUGUCAUAUUUCAUUAAAAAAAAUUCUGUCUCAUUUUCUAUUUCAGGUGAUAAAAAAUUGUAGAGAACCUGCUUUCGAUAAACGUUUUGAAUUUUUAGUUGCUCAAGAUGAUCUGAAUGAUAAAUAUUUAGAAGUGUCUGUAAUCGAGGAAAAAGUUAUUAAAAACGAGAUUUUGGGACAAAGACGUUCAUAACCAGAGGUGGAAAGACUUGAAAACAUUAAGAUGAUGAAUAGGGAGAGUUUUUUUACAGCAUUGCUUUUAAUAAGUGUAAUGCUACUCGAUCAGAGCAGUUUGUGUAAAGUAUAACAAUCAUAAACCUCCGGAAACCUAUCAAUGAUGCUAAGCAUGAAAAUCAAUAGUAUACGGCCAUAGCCAUAGACAAAUGAAGCAACCCGUCAGCUGAUCGCAUUUACUCAUCGGUCUAUCAGGAUAGAAAGAAUCAUAACAUAUAACCACGACCCGAUUAACUCGAUCAGUUUCCGAACAACAAUGACCGUGAUCUGGGUUAGUUUCCGAACAUUUAGAUCCUGAUCGAGUAAACUCUAUAUAUGUAAUACUUCUAUAUGGACAGUUCCUAUAAGUGGAAGGUGUUCCGACUAAGUGGAACGAAUAGUAUAUCGUUCUCUCUCUCUCCUCCGGGCGCUUCAGUUAGUUCUGAGCAUGUUUUGGGCGCAUGAAGCAUGCGCAGUAUAGAUAAAGUGUCUCGAACGAGAGAGAAAAUGAAUAUUGUCGACAUCGUAGAGCAGGGACGUUUUU
Messenger RNA from Diorhabda carinulata, 3083 nucleotides. RefSeq names its product extended synaptotagmin-2-like. Lineage: Eukaryota; Metazoa; Arthropoda; Insecta; Coleoptera; Chrysomelidae. Bases 303 to 2519 code for a protein of 738 amino acids. The transcript is spliced from 19 exons. The record is from RefSeq and is a predicted model, not a curated record. Gene Ontology annotation, molecular function: lipid binding. Gene Ontology annotation, biological process: lipid transport.